Molecule: messenger RNA, 453 nt
Organism: Brenthis ino (lesser marbled fritillary)
Lineage: Eukaryota; Metazoa; Arthropoda; Insecta; Lepidoptera; Nymphalidae
Source: the annotation of a GenBank genome assembly
AUGUUACUUAACCAUUUCGCAAUUGCUACAAGGGAACAUCCGCACGAGCAAUGGGUCGAUGUUCGGAGAGUGGAUAGAUUGCCAGCUCAAGGCUGGAAGCAUUCUAGAAAAAAUGUUCUCAUUGUCCACGGCUUUAAUGGAACACAUUCAAAGUCUCCGAUGACAUUUAUACGUGACGCAUAUCUAUCCCGCAAAGACUAUAACGUGUUUAUGGUGGACUGGAUGGCUCUCGCGAGAUUUCCUUGCUAUCUAUCUGCGCUAUCUAAUAUGAAGCUAGUGGGACAAUGUACGGCGCAGCUUUAUUCACACCUAACACAAUUUGGUGUGAAGGCUAGGAAGAUAACGUGUGUGGGACACUCCCUCGGCGCACACGUUUGCGGGAUGAUAUCUAAUCAUUUGACAGAGAAACAAUAUAAAAUAAUUGAUCUGAAAUAUAUAGAUUUACUCGCAGAU